Acipenser ruthenus (sterlet) is the source of this 4779-nucleotide messenger RNA. Its product is annotated as contactin-4-like. Bases 396 to 3482 code for a protein of 1028 amino acids. NCBI's taxonomy places the organism in Eukaryota, Metazoa, Chordata, Actinopteri, Acipenseriformes, Acipenseridae. Gene Ontology annotation, molecular function: cell-cell adhesion mediator activity. Gene Ontology annotation, biological process: brain development; cell-cell adhesion. The transcript has 23 exons. The record is from RefSeq and is a predicted model, not a curated record.
UAUCUGCCAGUUUGAAUACGUGGUCGUUUACAGUCUUUCUCCUACAAACAGACAUAAUUUAUUAAUUAGUGCUGCAUACAAAUGGAAGUGAUGUCUAAAGACAGUGCGAGCCUCUUCAGUUUUAAAGCGUGCGCUGUACUGUGUAUGAAGAUAUUAAAUUUGCCGGUACCGUUUAUAUUUAUAUGAUACUGUACAGGUAGGGACCUGGGGUGCUUAUUAUUAAGAAUUCCCUUAUAAUUUAAAAACUUCAUAAUACUUUAGAGACAAACAACAUGGUGUUUUAUUUGUUUUAACUUACAGUCCAGUAACAGAUUAAAGGCCAGAAAAAAGGCAUACAAAAGGACUGCAUUCACUUGUGAUUGGAUGGGAGCCUAUUUUGACCUUGGAAACUGAAAAUGUUGUUGCUAUGGAAACUGCUGGUACUGCAAUCAUUCAUGGGCUGCCUUGCAGACAACAUUGCCCUACAUGGACCAUCCUUCACACUGCAGCCGAAGAGCAUUGUUUUUCCAGUUGAUUCCAUGGAUAAUAAAGUUGCUUUUAAUUGUGAAGCAAAAGGCAACCCACCACCAUAUUACAGGUGGAAAUUAAAUGGAACAGUCAUUGACCCCGGAAUGGAUUACCGCUAUAGUCUGGUUGGAGGCCACUUGCACAUCAGUAAUCUGAAUAAAGACCAAGACGUUGGAACAUUCCAGUGUGUGGCAUCAAAUACUGUUGGAACCAUUGUCAGCAAAGAAGCCAUACUUCAGUUUGCAUAUUUAGAACACUUCAAGACGCAGACAAGAAGUACUGUUUCUGUGCGUGAAGGACAAGGAGUUGUGCUGCUGUGUGGUCCACCACCCCAUUCUGGAGGACUCAUGUAUUCCUGGAUCUUCAAUGAAUACCCAGCAUUCAUGCAGCAAGACACCCGUCGCUUUGUUUCACAGGAGACUGGAAAUAUGUACAUAGCUAAAGUGGAGCCUUCAGAUGUGGGCAAUUACACCUGUGUGGUAACAAACACAGUUACAAAUAGCAGAGUGCAAGGUCCAACUACCCCUCUUGUACUGCGCACUGAUGGGGUGAUGGGGGAAUAUGAGCCAAAGAUAGAAGUUCACUUUCCAGAGAUCGUUCCUGUGGCCAAAGGUUCGACAGUGAAACUGGAGUGUUUUGCUCUGGGAAACCCAGUUCCCAGCAUCAGCUGGAGGAGAGCUGAUGGAAUCCCCUUCUCAAGAAAGGUGGAACCAAACAAAUCCAAUGGGGUCCUUGAAAUCCCAUAUUUCCAGCAGGAUGAUGCAGGUUCAUAUGAAUGCAUUGCUGAAAACUCAAGAGGAAAAAAUGUUGCAAAAGGAAGACUGACUUUCUACGCACAGCCUCACUGGCUUCAAAAACUGAAUGAUGCCCACCUGCCUAUAGAAGCGGGGCUUCUCUGGGAGUGCAGAGCAAUGGGGAAGCCCAAUGUCUCCUACAGGUGGUUGAAGAAUGGGGAGCCGCUGGAGCCAUUACAGGAAAGGAUUCAAGUAAGAAAUGGAGUCCUGGCCAUCAACACCGUAAGCCUUUCGGAUUCAGGAAUGUACCAGUGUGUUGCUGAGAAUAAGCAUGGAGUGAUAUAUUCCAACGCUGAACUGCAAGUAAUAGCAAUACCACCAGAUUUUGUCCAAAAUCAGUUGAAGAAACUAACCAUGGUUAUUGAGGGAGGAGAAGUUGUCAUUGAGUGCAAGCCCAGAAUGUCUCCCAAAGGAGUGAUCUCCUGGAGGAAAGGGAACGAGGCCCUCAGAGAGAACAAGAGGAUUACCGUUUUGGAAGAUGGAAGUCUCAGAAUAACUAAUGUGACUAAAUUCGAUGAUGGCAGUUACACCUGUGUUGCAAGAAACCAGUUUGGCGGAGCAAGCAGUCGAGGAAGCCUGGUGGUAAAAGAUCCAACAAUUAUAACAGUCCCACCUUCAAACAUGGAUGUGACUGUCGGGGAAAGUAUAGUGCUUCCAUGCCAGGUGUCACAUGACCACUCCUUAGCCAUCACGUUUACCUGGUCUUAUAACGGGCAGUUCAUUGAUUUUAAAAGAGAUGGAGAUUAUUUUGAAAAAGUUGGUGGGCAGCAUUCUGCAGGUGAUAUGAUGAUCCGAAACAUACAAGUGAAGCAUGCUGGGAAGUAUGUGUGUAUGGUACAGACCAGCGUGGACACUGUAUCUUCAGGGGCAGACCUAGUUGUAAGAGGACCCCCAGGCCCACCGGAGAGCAUAGAAGUAGAAGAAAUGACUGAUACAACAGCUUUGCUUUCCUGGAGGCCAGGUCUGGACAACCAUAGUCCAAUAACCACUUACACUAUCCAGGCAAGAACCCCAUUCUCUGUGGGCUGGCAGGCUGUCACAACAGUUCCUGAAGUCAUUGAUGGGAAAAAGUUAACGGCUAAAGUGGGGAAUCUCAACCCAUGGGUGGAGUAUGAAUUCCGUGUGGUAGCUAACAAUGCCAUUGGAAUUGGAGAAGCCAGUGUACCAUCAAAGAAAGCAAGAACUAAAGAAGGCUUUCCAAAGGUCACCCCAGCUAAUGUGAGUGGUGGAGGAGGCAGCCAAUCAGAAUUAGUGAUCACUUGGGAGCCUGUUCCUGAAGAACUACAGAACGGGGGAGGGUUUGGUUACGUCGUUGCCUUCCGACCUGUAGGCACUAAAAGCUGGAUGCAAGCUGCAGUGACCUCAGCUGAUGCCUCCAGAUACGUCUUCAAAAAUGAAAGCACACCACCGUUUUUCCCUUAUGAAGUGAAAGUGGGCGUGUACAACAAUAAAGGGGAAGGUCCUUUCGGCCCCUUAGUCACAAUAUAUUCUGCCGAAGAAGAACCCAGUAGAGCACCAAAUAAAAUCAAAGCUAAGAGCCUGUCUGCUUCUGAAAUGGAAGUGUCAUGGAAACCGCUUCCGUGGAACACAAGUAAAAGGAGGGUUCUAGGUUAUGAGCUGCGGUACUGGGAUCAGGAAGGCAAAGAGGAAACUGCAAGCAGUGUGAGGAAACUAGGAAAUAAAACAUCUUCAGCAGUCAUUCGCGGAGUAAAGGGAAGCACUCUCUAUUACAUCACAGUGAGAGCAUACAACAGUGCAGGAGUGGGGCCAGGCAGUGACACGGUGAACGUCACCACCAGAAAACCACCACCAAGUCAACCGCCUUUGAAUAUUUUGUGGAAUUCCUCACACUCAAAGGUCAUGCUACACUGGGAUCAAGUAAAAGCACUGGAAAACGAAUCAGAAGUGACAGGGUAUAAAGUAUUAUACAAACGAAACAGACAAAGCCGUAGAAAUGUAAUAGAAACCAAUACAACAUCAGUGGAGCUUUCUCUUUCCAGUGAUGAAGAAUAUAUUAUACAGAUACAGCCUUUAAGUGAUGGAGGGGAAGGAAGCAGUAGUAAACUGAUCAUCAUUCCAAGAAUAUUAGGUCCGGAUGCAGUUGGUUCUGCAUCAAAGGUCUCCACGUUAUCAGCCAUCAGCACAAUAGUGCUCUCCUUCACAGCCAGGUCGACCUUAUGACAAAUAUUAUUUUGUGGACUUUGUAUUUGUUGUGGAGGCAGCACUAAAAACACUUCAAACGAGUACUGAAGAAAAUUCUAGUAGCAACUAACAUUGCUUUUAUCAAUAGACCAUAUGUUUAGGCUUUAGAAACGGGCGUACAGAAAACAAAACGGCUUGUCUAAAGUUUCCUUGUAGAACCUGAAAAGCACUGAAACAUCUUAAAUAUGUUGUUACCAAAGGAGCUUUCAUAAAUGUUCUUAUAUGCAUAUUUUGUACGACGUACUUGGCUUUUUAUAGAUUACUUUAAAUGUGCUAAUGAACUGAGCAGGUUGUUUGCAUUUCUCAUUUAAAUGUACAGAUUAUCGUUGUGUACUAAUACUAGCUGCCAUGUGUAACAAGAGUUAACCCCGAUUCUUUAAAUAUGUAGAUACAGGAUGUUGAGUUCUGGUACCCUUUUAAAAACAUAAAACUCUUUUAAAAUGAUGUAUAAAACAUUACCUCCAGUACAGGGUGUGAACAAACUAUGCCAGUACAAGUGCAAAUAUUGAAACAUUUCCCAGGAACAUAAAAUCCAGUAUAUCCUUUAAAUAUAUGUUUAAUUCAGGGCAAUGCUCAUGAUCCAACACUGGAGAACCCUUAUUAUUAUUAUUAUUUUAUUUAUUUUUUUUGCAAUUACUGAAAUACCAUUUAUCAUUCUUUCUUUUUUUUCUAAGUCUGUGUUAAGGUUCCUUCACCCUAGUUCAGCUGCUGUUCAGUUUUAGUUGGAUAUAUGUCAUUUAGUGUCUUUAUAGAAGAAGUGAUCUGCCAUUUUGGCAGCACUCUUCUGUGCACUUAUCUGUGGCAGGCAGCUAGACUUGAAGAGCAGGUCCUGAACUCAAACAGAUGGUUUCACGCAUUAUCACUGAUCUUGGACUACUUUACCUAUGGUAACAUUAGGUAAGAUUAGUGCUAAUCUGGGUCGUGCAACCAGAUCCAAGUCAAAGCACCUUAACAUAUAGCUGAGUAACUACAAACAUCAUAACAAGGUUAGCUAUAAAAAUAAAUAAAUAAAACAUGGUUAUGACAUUGCUGGGUCACCAGUUGUAAAUGCUGUUUUAGAUCAUUUCAAUGCUGUCUCGUUUUCUCUUCCUUUGAUGUUGUAUGAUUAAAUGUGAGACUGGUACAGUAUCUAGAAAUCCAGUGGGGCAGAUAGUGAGUAGCACCCAAAGGGAAGGAGUUGUAGGGUACCAUAACUGUUAUAUAAAAAAGUUUGGGUUUGUGAAAAUGUAUAAUGUACCUUUUGUAUUCUGCUUUAUAAACAAAAAUGAAAUCUCAU